Messenger RNA from Puma concolor (puma), 1206 nucleotides. It is a transcript of the gene OAS1, whose product is annotated as 2'-5'-oligoadenylate synthetase 1. Gene Ontology annotation, molecular function: 2'-5'-oligoadenylate synthetase activity; double-stranded RNA binding. NCBI's taxonomy places the organism in Eukaryota, Metazoa, Chordata, Mammalia, Carnivora, Felidae. Gene Ontology annotation, cellular component: membrane; cytosol; nucleoplasm. The record is from RefSeq and is a predicted model, not a curated record. Gene Ontology annotation, biological process: negative regulation of viral genome replication; regulation of ribonuclease activity; defense response to virus.
AUGUUGGGGUGGAACCUCAAAGACAUCCCUGCCGGGAAUCUGGACAAGUUCAUCGAAGACUAUCUCUUACCAGACACACGUUUUCGCAGGCAGGUCAGACAAGCCGUCCACAUCAUCUCCACUUUCCUGAAGGAGAGGUGUUUCCAAGAUGCGCCACACCCCGUGCGGGUGUCCAAAGUGGUCAAGGGUGGUUCUUCGGGCAAAGGCACGACCCUCAGAGGCCGAUCCGACGCCGACCUCGUGGUCUUUCUGAGUAACCUCACAAGUUUUCAGGAGCAGCUUGACCACCGGGGAACGUUCAUCCGGGAAAUUAAGAGGCAGCUGGAAGCCUGUCAAGAAGAGGAAACGUUUGCAGUGCAGUUUGAAGUACAGAGUCUGCAUUGGGAGAGGCCCCGGGCCCUGAGCUUUGUGCUCAGGUCCCCCCAGCUCCAGGAGGGGGUGGAGUUUGACGUCCUGCCUGCCUUUGACGUCCUGGGGCAGUGGACCAAUACCUACAGACCUGACCCCAGAGUCUACAUCAAGCUAAUCCAAGAGUGCCAGGACCUGGACCUAGAGGGAGAGUUCUCCACCUGCUUCACAGAGCUGCAGCGAGACUUCCUGAGGCAGCGUCCGACCAAGGUGAAGAGCCUCAUCCGCCUAGUGAAGCACUGGUACCAACUGUGCAAGGAGAAGCUUGGGAAGCCACUCCCACCCCAGUACGCCCUGGAGCUCCUGACCGUCUACGCCUGGGAGCGUGGGAACAAGCAGACAGAUUUCAGCACCGCUCAGGGGUUCCAGACCGUCUUGGUAUUAGUCCUGAACUACCGGGAGCUUUGCAUCUACUGGACAAAUUAUUAUGACUUUGAAAACCCUAUCAUUAAACAGUACCUGAGGAGACAGCUCAAUAAAUCCAGGCCUGUGAUUCUGGACCCGGCCGACCCUACAGGAAAUGUGGCCGGUAAAGACCGGUACAGCUGGCAGCGGCUGGCAGAAGAGGCCAGAGUCUGGCUGGGUUACCCAUGCUUUACCAACAGGGAUGGGUCUCCGGUGAUCUCGUGGAACGUGCAGCCUGAAGAAGACUAUCCAAACGAUUGGUUUACCUGUGAACACAGGACAUAUCAGUGUCAUGAUUAUGGAUGGCGUCCUGCACCCUCUGAGAACCUCAGCACGAGCCUGGCAGCAUCCAUUCCCCAGAAGGAAGAUGACUGGACGUGUGCCAUCCUCUGA